AUGUCACAGGGCAUUCGAAAGUUGACAGACGAUGUUGCGAAGUCCCUGAAAUCCAGCGCUUCGAUUGAUUGCAUAACAACAGCCUUGCGUCUACUUUUGCAAAAUAGCAUCGAUGCUGGUGCGUCUCACAUCACAGUAUUUCUUGACCUGCCAAACAGGGUGUUCACAGUGGCAGACAAUGGCCUAGGGAUGACUCGUCGAGACUUAACUUGUUUUGGCCAGCAAAAUUAUACCUCAAAACUCACUGAUGUCCAGGAUGUGGAUCAUUUGAAGACCUACGGGUUCAAAGGUUGCAGCAUCUUUGAAAUUUCGAAUGUUGCCAAGAUCAGAGUUAUUUCAAAACAUGAAAGCGCAUCGAGUGGGUGGAUGAAGGAGCUUGGGGGCAGGUCUGAGGACAUCAACAACCCUAUAACUGAGAUUGAAAAACUCGAAAAAGGGACUGUUGUGACUGUGGAUGAUUUCUUCCACAACUUGCCUGUGCGCUUAGAAAGUCUCGAAAGGCCCACGUCUGGGGAACUCCUGGAUCGGGUUCGAUUUGAUAUUUUUGAAAUCCUUGUCGUGCAUCCUGAAGUUGAAAUAUGCAUCAACACUGAGGGCGCUUGUGCAGGACAUUCCAAGUUUCUGGAGACUCGAGGAAUCAAAAGAUCACUUCCAGAGACCGAGAAGCUGCUUUUAUGUUUACAAGAUGUGUUCGGCUUAGAGGGUGAAAAUAGUACCUUAAAACCAGUGCACGCCCAGUUCACGGACUACGUUGUUGACGGAUUGAUUUCCGAAGUACCGACAUUCCAUAUAAAGAUUCAACUCCUAUACGUGAAUGGAUUAAAAUGUGAAGAUUCUGCGUUACUGAGGCCGAUUUCCAGGGCUUUUAGAAAUGCGCGGAACUGCUGGAAUCAGACUCACGGACGCAGCGGCUAUGAAAUGCAUGUCCUUAAAAUUUCGAUGCCCAGAUGUAAAGCUAAAAUUUUGGGUGGCGAGCGUUCGCUCGGUCUGGGGACAAAACAGUAUCAAAUAAUCCAUGCUUUAAUUUUCAAGAUAAUAGAGUCAGUUUUCAAUGUUAAACUGAAUCAGUAUACUGCAAUUGCUCAUAGACCAUCAAAGUUUAAUACGAGCUGUACAGCAUGGAAAAGCUCAAACUACAGUUUGCGUUCAGCCUCGGGGUUUGAAGAAGGAAAAAUUCCUGCACUGAAGAAACCAAAACCGGAGCCGCCAGAGCAUAGUAGGAAUCUCAAAUCCACAAGCACAGACAUAGAUUUCAAAAAACUUAUCCAAAACGCAGGAUGUCGAGGAAGCUCAGAGGCGUCUCAAGAGCCAAUUAUGUCACCUUUUUCGACUCUUCAGGAGCACUUUGUCGACAGGUCACUAUUCAAAAGGUUUCGCGUUGUUAAUCAAGUGGAUAAGAAAUUUGUACUUUUGAAGUCCUAUGGUUCAAAUCCCGAUAUAUUAUCACUUGUAUUACUAGAUCAGCAUGCUGCAGAUGAAAGGAUUAAGUACGAGUCAUUGCUUAAUGGUUUUAUUUGGGGUAUGUUAACAUCGCCUCACCUUCAUAUUCGCAAGGCGCAUAUAGAGGUGGACCUAUCGCCCAAGGAAUACCAUAUUUUCCAACAAUGCAAAAACGAGCUGCAUCAAUGGGGUAUAUUGUUCGAAGGAAAACCUGUUGCGAAACCACGUCACUUAGUAAAGCUUACCGCUCUACCCGACCCUCUCCAACAUAGAAGCAUAGAAGCUUUAAAAAAUGGAAUUAUACAACACGCAUGCGACUUGAGACAUCUGAGAAAAAACCACUUUCGAAGUCAAUCAACUCAAAAACUUGAAUCAGGUGCCGCCCAAAACUUUGCAUGGUGGAAUUACUUAAAUUCUAUACCAACUAUGAUUACUGACUCGCUGAAGUCCAAGGCUUGCCGUUCAGCCAUAAUGUUCGGAGACUAUCUGUCUCCUCAAGAGACUACACUUUUAGUCGAAAUGCUAGGAAAAUGUCGAAACCCUUUUUAUUGCGCCCACGGCAGACCUUCCCUGGUUCCAAUAUUCACACAUAAUGGAUGUUCGCACACAAAUUUUACUGAAGUGCCGGCUUUUACAGAUUAUAGGCUGACAUAA
Messenger RNA from Lachancea thermotolerans CBS 6340, 2094 nucleotides. RefSeq names its product mismatch repair protein MLH3 (gene MLH3). Gene Ontology annotation, cellular component: mismatch repair complex. Bases 1 to 2094 code for a protein of 697 amino acids. The record is from RefSeq and is a predicted model, not a curated record. Lineage: Eukaryota; Fungi; Ascomycota; Saccharomycetes; Saccharomycetales; Saccharomycetaceae. Gene Ontology annotation, biological process: mismatch repair. The transcript has a single exon. Gene Ontology annotation, molecular function: ATP binding; ATP-dependent DNA damage sensor activity; ATP hydrolysis activity.